UAAAAAUGGCUACUUUUGAGUGUUUCUGUUUGUAAAAUCACGUUGUUGUAUUUUUAAAUGAUAUACGUAUAAUCUUUGCUAUAUAAUUAGUAACAGAAUAGUUAAAACAUUGAAUUGUUUUAUAAAUUUUCAUUUCGCAAAUCUGUAAAUCUAAAGAUGGAAGAUACAAAAGAUCGGAAACGAAAGAAGGAGAAACAUUCAGAAAAUGAUGAUUAUUCUAGGGAAAGAAAGUCUAAAAAAUACAGAUCAAAGUCUAGAUCACCCGACAGACGUCGAGAGGACCGUGACAGGGACAAUGAAAGAGAUUCAUAUAGAAAACGACGACGUUCCCGCUCCCGUUCACCAAGAGAAGGGCGGGAAGAAAAACGACGCAAUGAGGAACCAGAGGUAGAAAUUAAGAAAGAACCACCUCAAAGAAAAGCAAAAGAUACAGAUAUGUUGAACACAAGAACUGGUGGUGCGUAUAUUCCACCAGCACGUCUGCGGAUGAUGCAAGCUCAGAUUACUGACAAAUCUUCAGUUGCUUACCAAAGAUUGGCUUGGGAAGCCUUAAAAAAGUCAAUACAUGGUCAUAUUAACAAAAUUAACGUAGGUAAUAUAGGUAUAAUAAUAAAAGAACUUCUGAAAGAGAACAUAGUGCGGGGUCGUGGUUUACUCUGUCGGUCCGUUAUUCAGGCACAAGCUGCUUCACCGACUUUCACAAAUGUGUAUGCAGCGCUGGUAUCUGCUGUAAAUUCACGUUUUCCAAAUAUUGGGGAAUUAUUACUUAAAAGACUGGUCAUACAAUUCAAGCGUGGCUUCAAAAGGAAUGAUAAGCCGAUAUGCAUAUCAUCAGCCUCAUUUAUCGCUCAUCUUGUAAACCAGAGGGUUGCACAUGAAAUUCUUGCUUUGGAAUUAUUAACACUAUUAGUAGAGACACCUACAGACGAUUCUGUUGAGGUUUCUAUAGCAUUUCUAAAGGAAUGCGGCCAGAAACUUACAGAAGUAUCUUCAAAGGGUGUAAAUGCUAUAUUUGAGAUGUUGAGGAAUAUUCUGCAUGAAGGGCAGUUGGAUAAAAGAGUACAAUAUAUGAUAGAGGUGAUGUUCCAAGUUUGGAAGGAUGGUUUCAAAGACCAUCCCGCAGUUAUUGAAGAGUUGGAGCUGGUGCCAGAAGAGGAACAGUUCACUCAUCUCUUGAUGCUGGAUGAAGCCACGGAUCCACAGGAUAUCCUGAAUGUAUUUAAAUUUGACGACAAGUAUGAGGAGAAUGAAGAGAAAUACAAAACACUCAGCAAAGAGAUUCUCGGGUCUGAUGCUGAGUCUGGUGAUGAGGAUGGAUCUGGUGAAUCUGGUAGUGAAGAGUCUGGUAAUGAAGACGAAGAGCAGAAACCAGUCACUAUCAUUGACAACACAGAAACAAACCUUGUAGCGCUGCGGAGGACUAUAUACUUGACGAUCAACUCCAGUUUAGACUUUGAAGAAUGUGCCCACAAGCUGAUGAAAAUGCAGCUCAAGCCAGGACAAGAGAUAGAGCUGUGUCAUAUGUUCCUAGACUGUUGUGCUGAACAACGGACAUAUGAAAAGUUCUAUGGAUUGCUAGCGCAACGUUUUUGUAACAUAAACAGGAUAUACAUUGGUCCGUUUGAAGAAAUAUUUAAAGAUUCAUAUGCUACUGCUCAUAGGCUGGAUACAAAUAGACUAAGAAACAUCAGCAAGUUCUUUGCUCAUCUACUAUUUACUGAUUCAAUAAGUUGGGAAGCUUUGGAGUGUGUGAAAUUGAAUGAAGAAGAUACAACGAGUUCUAGCCGUAUUUAUAUCAAGAUCCUUUUCCAAGAAUUGGCUGAGUAUAUGGGAUUGAAGAAGCUGAACGAUCGACUGGCUGACCCGACAUUGCAAGAGGCAUUCUCUGGAAUAUUUCCAAGAGACAAUCCCAAGAACACAAGGUUUUCCAUUAAUUUCUUUACAUCCAUUGGUCUUGGUGGUCUAACAGAUGAACUCAGAGAGCAUUUGAAACAAAUGCCAAAGAAUGUACCUGCUCCAGCUGAGAUCAAAGUGGACAGUGAUUCGGAUUCUAGCUCGAGUUCCAGCAGUUCAUCAUCAUCUUCCAGUGACUCCAGUUCCAGCAACUCAGAAGAUGAUGAAGGAAAAAAGAAAAAGGACAAGAAGACCAAAAAGAAUAAAGAUAAGAACAAAACACCUAAAACACCAGAAGAGGAUAAAGCUGAAAAUGGCAAAGACAAAACUGAGCGAUGGGGCCAUGAUGGUUAUUAUGAAACCUAUGGCAAAGAUAAUUCCAGGGAGACUGAGAGGCAAAGAAGAUCUGAUCAGAACAGAGAUGGUGCUAGGCGUAAUGAUGACGGUCCCAGAAGACCAAAUGAUUUUGAUGGACAAUCACAAAACCUAAGGGGAAAUAAUAGGGGUCGUUAUAGGGAUGAUGGUCCUGAACAAAACGAUAGAGGAAAUGAGUAUAGGAGAAGGAAUGAAACAGGAGAUGUUAGAAAACGAAAUGACCGGGAUAAUGACAAUAGAAGGCGAAACAAUCAAGACAAUGAUGUAAGACAACGUAAUGAAAGAGAGGAGAAUAGUAAACGUCGCUACGAGAGGGAGGAUCAUGAUAAUCGACGCCCAGACAGGGAAAAUGAUAGCAAACGCCGGAAUGGUCGGGAAGAUAAUGAAAGACAAAAUAAUGACAGAGAAGACAACAGCGUGAGACGUAAUGAGAGAGCAGACGAUAGAAGUCGUAAUGACAGAGAGGACGAUGAUAGACGAAGGGGUGAAGAAUUAGAUGAUAGACGGCGUAAUAACAGAAAUGAUGAUGAUACGCGACGUAAGGACAAAGGGGAUGAUGAUAAGAGACGUGAGAACAUGAACGAUCGACAACGCAAUGACAGGGACGAUGGUGAUAGGCGCCGUAAUAAUAGGGACGACGAUCAUAGAAGACGUGAAGAGAGAUUAGAUGACAGACGACGUAAUAAUGAGGAUGAUGAUAGAAGACGCGAUGAGAAGGUGGAAGACAGGAGGCGCAAUGACAGGGAUGGUGAUGAUGAUGAUAGAAGACGUGAUGAUAGAGAAAAUGACAGGCGGCGUAACAACAGGGAAGAUGAAAAUAAAAUACGAGAUGACAGGGUGGAAAGCAAUCGCCAAGAGAAAUUAGAUGACAGGCGACGCAAUAAUAAGGAUGAUGAUGUUGAUCGAAGACGCGAUGAAAAGAGGGAAGACAGGCGGCGCAACGACAGGGAUGAUGAUAAAAAACCUAAUGACAGAGACGACGAUAGGCGACGUGGGGAAAGGGAUGAUGAUAGAAGGCGUGAUGAAAAGGUGGAAGUCAAACGGCGAAGUGGUAGGGAUAACGAUAAAGAACCUAAAGAGAGAAUCGAUGACAGGCGACACAAUGGCAGGGAUAACGAUGAUGGUCGGGAACGCGAUGAGAAACUGGAAGACAGGCGGCGCAAUGUCAGGGAUGAUGAUGAUGAUAGAAGACGAGAUGAUAGAGAAGACGACAAUAGAACACGUGAUGAGAGGGUGGAAAAUAAGCGACAAAAUGAUAGUGAUGAUGAUGAUGACGAUAAUGAUGUUAGAAAACGUAAAGAGAGAAAAGACAAAAAGCGACGUACUAACAAAGAAGAUGACAAUAGUAAACGUGACGAGAUGGUACACGACAGACGACACUCUGUCAGAGAGGAUAUUAAUAGACGAAACAAUGAUGGGCUAGAAGAUAGGAAACGUAGUGACAGAAAUGUUAACGAUAAAAAACUCAACCAUAAGGAGGAAGACAGGCGCGUUAAUGAUAGCGGUAGUGAAGAUGAUACCGACAGGAGACAAAACGAUACCGAUGACGAUGAUGAUAUGCGCAAAAAGCAUAAGAAGAGUAGAAAAAAGAGGCAAGAUACAAGAGAAGAUGAUUUAACAGAAGAAAAAGGUGAUGAUAAGAAACAUCGUAACGAUAAAGACAAACAUAAACGAACAAAAGAUAGGAAGGGUAGUGACCAAUUUGAUGAAUUUGAUAUAAAAAGAAAGAGUUACUUGAAAAGUGAAGUAAGAAACAUCAAAACUAGUACUAAUAAAACGUUAAAUGAAUUUGAUAUUAUAAGUAGAACCGAUAUAGAUAGGGCCGGCAAAUCAGGGCGACAAAAAGAUAUGGAAAUAAGGCAAAGUAAAAAUAAAAAUAAUGAUAAAAGAAAAAUGAAGAAACAGGACAGUAGCAGUGAGGACGAAGACAGUAGUAGCAGUUGCAGCAGCAGCAGCGAGAGCAGUAGCAGUAGCAGUGGCGACAGUAGCAGUAGUAGUGACGACAGUGAAAGUGACGAUACUCAACAUGAAUCUGUGAAACGUAAAGAUACAAAGCGCCAAGAAAAAGAUAGCUCUGAUUCUGAAGAUGAACAAAGUAGAAAAAAAAGAAGGAAAGUCAAAAACUCCAGACAAAAUGGGCACGAUCUUAAGCCUAAAGUAAAAAAUGAAAAAAUGCGUGAUGAAUCUCCAGAGGAAAGUACAAUUAAAAAAGAGAAAAAAUAUAACAAAGAAGAUGAGAGAAGAGAAAUUAGAAAGAAUAGAAAAACUGAUGAAGUAAAUAAAGAUAAAAGUAAUAACAAAAAUAGAGAUGAUAGUGAACCACGUGAACUGGGCAGAUACUGGGAUUCUUAUGAUAAGAAAGAAAAAGAAAUAGGCAAGGAAAGGAGUACAAAGCGAUACGAAAGUAAUAGAAUUAAAACAAAUAGAUAGUAAGAGUGCUCAUGCACAAUAUGAUUAGGUCAUAAAAUUAGGUACAUUAUGUAUAGUUCGAAAUAAAUCUUUUAUAUAAGGAAA
This is a messenger RNA of Colias croceus (clouded yellow), 4782 nucleotides long. RefSeq names its product pre-mRNA-splicing factor CWC22 homolog (gene ncm). The transcript is spliced from 5 exons. NCBI's taxonomy places the organism in Eukaryota, Metazoa, Arthropoda, Insecta, Lepidoptera, Pieridae. The coding region runs from base 157 to 4698 and encodes 1513 amino acids. The record is from RefSeq and is a predicted model, not a curated record. Gene Ontology annotation, cellular component: catalytic step 2 spliceosome. Gene Ontology annotation, biological process: mRNA splicing, via spliceosome. Gene Ontology annotation, molecular function: protein binding; RNA binding.